AAAAUGACGUCGUCGGAGAGCCACACGUAAACAUUACACGCUACACACAACACGGAACCUCCCAGCUCUACAUAUAUUCCACAAUGAACUCAUUCGUCAAGACCUUCAUGGUGGCAUCCGUGUGCGUGGCCCUGGCCGGUGUAAUCAUUCAGGAGGUCAUAGAGAGGCACAAAGCUGAAAUAUCACAGAUACUCGACGAAAAUCCGAGUCUGAAAGUCGCUUCCGAAACAGCGCAAGAAAUCUUUCCGGUGUUCAGGUUUCUCCGUCCCAUAUUCACAUACUUUCCUUCCCUCCGUAAAGUGUUAUCAUUCUUACAACCUACACCUGAGUCAACGCCCACCACAGGCAGUACAUCCCACACAACCCCUCCCACCAGCAUCAAGAAGAUGAAGGAAAAGCUUUUCACGCCUGAGCAACUCAAGGCGUAUGACGGGAAGGACGGCAACAAGGGACCCUACCUUGCCAUUCUAGGCCGCGUGUAUAAUGUGAGGAAGGGCAAGAAACACUAUGGGCCAGGAGGAGGCUACGAAUUCUUCUCAGGCCGAGAUGCAAGUCGGGCAUACGUCAGUGGGGACUUCACAGAGGCCGGCCUGAUUGAUGAUGUGUCAGGACUGUCCAGCACUGAUUACAUUGGUCUUGAUGAGUGGGUCAAGUUCUACAAUACAGACUACAAAUAUGUAGGAAAGCUGAUUGGUCGGUAUUAUGAUGAAAAUGGAGAACCAACACCUUACUAUUAUGAUACACAGAGGUGGAUAGCUCAAGCAUUUGCUGAGAAGGAAAAUGAUAACCAGGAAAAAAAAAUGUUCCCUCCAUGUAAUUCAGAGUGGAAUCCUGAAACUGGAUCAAGACUGUGGUGCACCAAAAGAAGUGGUGGUAUUGAGCGGGACUGGGUUGGGGUGCCCAGGAAGCUCUUCAUGCCAGGCCAGAGCAAAUCAAGGUGUGCCUGUGUGAAGAAUUUUGGUCCUCCUUCUCAUGACCCAAAGAGGAUCAACCAUGACAGAGGGGAUCUAGACCAUCCAAACCUGCAGGAAUAUCCAAAAUGUGUGCCUGACCAGCCUGAGUGUUAUGUGAAGCUUGAUUAGCCUUGCUGCAGAAUGGAGUCUACCAGAAUCUUAUAUACAUUACAAAAUCACGAACUACAAUAGAAAAGAAGCAAAAGAAGUCUGGAAGAUAAAGAUGAAGAGAUGGAGGAAAUUUGAAAUUUUUGAGCAGUCUCAUAACAAAUUGUGCUUUAAAGAAGAUAUUAGCCUCUUAGUACCUUAUCUAGCAGUUUUAAGUUGACUCAUGACAAAACUGCUCAAGUAACUGGAGAUUCAUUUUGUACUGGAUGCAGACCAUACUAGUUGGUUGUAUACUUCGUGAUGUCAUCUGUUUCUGAGGACUGUAGUCACAAACAUUCCAGUGCCUGUAUGUUUGGUUCUUGCACUAGGCUCUUGGAAAAUUAUUUGAGUUUUCAAGAAUGUUUUCAUAAUUCUGGUGGUAGCUCAAUAAGAAUUCAGCAUCAUUAAGAGGAGGAAGUAUCAUAAUGAUCUCAGUAAUCACCUCUAUGGACUUUAUGGACUGGCACAUGAGGUGCACCUCAUGGCUAGUUUCUAAAUUAACUUGUAUUUCCAUGUCCUGCAGCUUUACUCCAGCAGUCAAUAGCAAACAUCCAUAUACAGCCCAUAUUCUAAAACACUUCCAUGCUGCACCUCCACUACUUUCAAAAGGCUUUAGUCAAAGUUACACAGGUUUUCAAGAAUGUUUCUAUGAUUCUAGUGACAGGUUAACAAGAUUUCUACAUUAUUUAUUAACAGAAAAAAACACUCAUGAGAACCUGAUAAAUUAUCUCCGGCCUUUGAAAACAGUUGUGGUUAGAGAGCAAAACAUUUCAGAAUACAGGCUUGGAUUGCCUAGACUGUACCUGAAUGUCUUGUAGGAAAAAAAAAUGAACUGCUUACUGAAUGGGAAUGGUAGAAUAAAAAAAAAUGCUCAUAUUGUUCUGAAAUGUUUUUGCGUUUUCAAAAGCUUCUGGUGGAUGUCAGUUAUAUUUUCAAGAGUGUUUUCAUGAUUAUAAUGAUUGUGUAAAAGAGUCUGCACCACCAAUAAAAAAUCAUGGUGAAGGCUCAAGAUACUUUUGAAAAUACAAACAUGAAUGAAUACCACCAAUAAGAACUUGUGAAUAAAUGAUGCAGAAUAAUAAGGAAACACAGUUAUCCACAGGAAAUUGUUUGACAGCUGUUUCCUCAUUCAGUCAUCGGCAUGUCUUAGAACCCCUUAUUGAAGAAAACUAAAUAUAGCUAUUAUUCAUCCCACAAACCAUGGCCUUAAUAGGUACCUGGCUAUAAAUAACUUAAAGCAAUAGGAAUAACACUUGGGCAGUUGGCAUGGGUAUUUUGUACAAAAAGUAUCCAGCCUACCUUAGUGGCUGUUUGCUAUAAAAGAAUUGUGUGAUAGUGCACAUCCAAGAUACAAUGUGAUGGCAUGCCAAUAAUAUCUUGAGCUUUCUGUGUUGGUUUAAGUGUGUCUUGUGUGCUGCCAGUUAUUACAAAUGUUCCCAGGAGUUAAUAUUGCACAGGCACAAAUGUGGAAAUGAGCAGUUAUAAAUCUCCUUAUACAUGCAUGAAAUAUAAUGGUGCCUUUGUAGUGAUUCCUCCCCCCUCCCCCCCCCCUCUCUCUCUCUCUCUCUCUCUCUCUCUCUCUCUCUCUCUCUCUCUCUCUCUCUCUCUCUCUCUCUCUCUCUCUCUCAAUUGUACAGUAUAUUUAAACAAAUUGACACUUGGACUAUUCUUUAUUUUUGUAGAAGUGUAGUAUUUAUUAAUAAAUGUUGUUUCAUAUCAUAUUUUACAUCAUACUGGAGUACAUACAACCAUAUAAUGUUCUUGUCCUUUUGUAAUGUAGUGAUUGUGUCUUUAUCAAAUUGAUCAUAACAAAAUUAUGUUUGUAUCAUCUUAAUUAUCAUAGUAGCUAUACAAUGAUAUUUUGAUAAUCAGCGUCUGUUUUUUCACUGUACAUGUUUUGAUAAGCUUGAGUGGAAGAUCAACUGUGCACCAAAGACAAAUAAAUGAAUCAGUCAUUGAGCAACAGACUUUGUUAUUUGGACUAUUUCUUGUCAGCCUCACCUCAGGCUUGCUAGAUAACAGAUAAAAAAAGCUGGACUAUCCAUAGAUAUGCCUGUAGUUUUACACAUUUGCCAUUGCAUAACUUAAGACUGAUGAUUCUAUACUAAAAUAAAAUUCAUUUUUUAA
Molecule: messenger RNA, 3227 nt
Organism: Portunus trituberculatus (swimming crab)
Lineage: Eukaryota; Metazoa; Arthropoda; Malacostraca; Decapoda; Portunidae
Product: neuferricin-like
Exons: 5
Coding region: 84-1082 (332 amino acids)
Cellular component (GO): membrane; endomembrane system
Source: RefSeq, a predicted model, not a curated record